Drechmeria coniospora is the source of this 1338-nucleotide messenger RNA. RefSeq lists its product as uncharacterized. The record is from RefSeq and is a predicted model, not a curated record. NCBI's taxonomy places the organism in Eukaryota, Fungi, Ascomycota, Sordariomycetes, Hypocreales, Ophiocordycipitaceae. Bases 1 to 1338 code for a protein of 445 amino acids. The transcript has a single exon.
AUGCACGCCGACGCCGUCCACCAGGGCCUCUUCCGUCCACCGGUCCCCUCGCCCUCGCCCGCGAGCUCGGGCUACCUGGCGGCGCACCGACCGGCACCGGCAGCCAUCGACAGCUCGACGCCCAAACGCAAGCGUAACGGCGACGGCGACGUCACCCACACGUUCUACUACGGCGACGACUGCCGCGACCACCGAGCCGCCGUCCUCGGCUCCGCCGGCCACCACCUCGCACGCGCCUACACGCUCGCCGGCCAGCUCGGCACGCCGCAGGUCGUCGCCGACGACGCGCUCGGCGAAAGCAUGUACUCCGACGCCAACUAUCGCAAGUGCCUCGGCUCGAAGCGGCCGCGCGAGGAAGUCGACGCCGCCGACGCCGCCGGGCCGACGUCGCUCUACACCCUUCCGGCCCAGCCCCUGCCGUCGCGCCGGUGGAGCGCGGCGGCGAUGAGCACCAUCGGCGGCGUCGUCGGCAAGGUCUGGGAAUUCUGCAAGGCCGGCGCGUUCAAGGGCUUCUACGCCGGCGGCGGGGCCGCGCACGAGAUGGCGGCCUGGGAGGAGGAAUGGCGAUGCGGCGCGGCCUGCGCACCCGGGCACGGCCACGGGCACUGGGCAUCGCGUCCGCUUCCGCACGGCGACAUUCACUUUCGAUGCGAGGUCGAGGACGGACAUGUCCUUGGCACGGGGCCGUCGACGCCGACGGCGCGGCCCGCGAAACGGAGACAGACGGGACCCGCCGACGAGCUGGGCCAAAACUGGGUCAUGGUCCAGGAAGCAGGUGUCCAUCGGUCGACGACCGGUCGCCGCAUCGCCGCCGGCACCGCAACCCCCCGGCGCGCUCACGUGCACGAGCGCGCGGCGCCGGCCUCUCCGGUGCUCGACACUCGACGGCCUGCCUCGUCGGCCUCGUUUGCCUCGCCUCGGCCGUCGUCGGCGAGCAGGGCGUACCCGACGGCGAGCGCGUCGCCGACCUGUCACGGCCGCUCGGCGGCGUCGCACUCUCGGCGGCGUUCCAUGAUUCCGCUGCCGAGCCAGCCGUCGAGCUCCCGGCAGCGGGCGCACAGCAACGCCUCGACGGCGACGUGCACGGCACCCGAGGGACGUGAGCGAGACGUCAACGUGCGGCUCGACGCGAGCCCGCGGCUCGACGCCGAGGCUAGGAUGCUGGCCAAGCGGCGCAGGGUGGAGGAGCGAAACACGGACGUUCGCAUGACGGCUUUCAACAAGAAGCUCCAGGAUAUGAUUCGGCAGGGCCAAGAGGCGCUCGAGACGACCAUCGAGAUUGGCAGCAACGGAAACCAGGGGUUGGCCGGCUGGGAGGAUGACGACGAAUGCAUCUGA